Molecule: messenger RNA, 1063 nt
Organism: Bactrocera oleae (olive fruit fly)
Lineage: Eukaryota; Metazoa; Arthropoda; Insecta; Diptera; Tephritidae
Gene: JTBR
Product: jumping translocation breakpoint protein JTBR
Biological process (GO): mitotic cytokinesis
Cellular component (GO): spindle; membrane; cytoplasm
Source: RefSeq, a predicted model, not a curated record
AGUAAAAACCUAACAUCUGAUCGCAUACAAAAGCAAAGAAAAUUGCACAUCAAAAAAUUAUAUACAACAGAUCAUAACUUUUGGCGAGAUAUUUCUUAACUCUGAAAAUGUUGGAAACUUGUCAAAGGCGUCACAUGCUACUAGGGCUCAGCCUAUUGGUGGUUGCAACCGUUAUAGUGCUUAUUAUCGAGUCGCGUUUUCCUGAUAGUGAGAGUACACGACGCUCCCGAGCUCAACAGUUCGUCAUCGAAAACAAUUCCACAUGUUGGCAGCGCGAAGAAUAUAGUGUCAUACAGGAAUGUCAUCCAUGCACCGAAUUCGACAUUGUAAGCAAAAGCCUGGGUGUUUGUAUACACACGCACUACAAGGAAGUUCUACGUUGUAAAAGUGGAGAAACUGUGACGCGUAGCUGUGAUCGGGUUGCGCUUAUCGACCAGCGUAAUUUCAUUAAAUUUGAGAUUACAUGCUUCUGUAUAGGCUCACUUAGCUAUCUGGUUUCAUAUGCUAGAGAUCGAAUAUUAUCACGAAGAACGCAUUUAAAAAUUGAACGACAAUUGAACCGCAUGCAAUAACAUUAAAAGAGUUCAGUAUUGCAGCUUUAGGCUAUUGGGUUCAAAGGAUAUGGAUGUGUAUGUAUUAAAGUUAUGAGAUUUUAACGAUAAGUUACAUGUAUUAGAAUAAUUAAUUAUAAGCGUAAUGCUUCUUAAAAUUGAAAAAUGCUACUUGCAGACUCUUGAUUCAAAUUAAUAACGAUAUCAUCAUAAAAAUGGUUAAUUAUGGUAUUCUAUUUUACUUAUGAAUACAUAUUUGUUGCCCAUUAUAGAUUAACGAAGCAUAUUCUAAAGUGAAACUUUUAUUUUAAGUGAAACAUUUGUUUAUGUAAAUGUGUGCACAUAUGUUUGUAUAUUAGUAAUAUAAAAGCUUCCAAAAGGGAUGAUAACUAGAAAUUUAUUAAAUGGAAUGCGUUCUAAAUUAUUUAAGAAUAAGCACGUUUGUAAAUUAAGUAUAGUUCAAUUAACAUUUUCAAAUGAAAUAAAUUGAAAAUAACAUUUCGUUAAUAAUA